AUGAAGUUUAGUUACAUUGCCUUCUGCUGCCUUUUGGCUUUGGCCUUUGCCGAACAAGGAAACGAACAACAAAAACUUAGUGAGGCUCACGAUGCUUGCCAGAGUAAUCCUAACACCAAACUUUCACAUGAAGCCAUGAUGCACAUGGAGGGCUCCAACGAUCCCAACCUUGGCAGGCACAUGCUCUGCAUGAACGUCAAACUAGGAAUACAGAAUGAAAACGGUGACGUCAAUGUAGAAGAAUUGAAAAAAGACCUCGAACGCCACCUCAAGGACGCCGCUAAAGUUACAGAAGUUGUUGGCGAAUGCGGAAAAAGACAAGCUGGUGCUUCUAAAGAGGAUGUAGCUAUAGCCCUAGCCCGUUGCCUUGGCAAAUAUUUAGGAAAUGUUCACAAUCACCACGGAGCUCACGGAGAACACCAUGAAGGACAUCAUGAAGGUCACCACGAAGGACAUCAUUAA
Molecule: messenger RNA, 462 nt
Organism: Phyllotreta striolata
Lineage: Eukaryota; Metazoa; Arthropoda; Insecta; Coleoptera; Chrysomelidae
Source: the annotation of a GenBank genome assembly